UGGACCUCAAGGGCAAGAUGCCCAACAAGAUGAUCAGGAAAGGCGUGUUCAAGGACCAGCACUUUGACCAGAACCUCAACUUCCUGUACACCGAAGUAGACAGAGUUACUGAAAGGGAGAAGGUGACAGUGAUGAGCACCAUCAACCCCACCAAGGAGCUGCUGGCUGACAUGGUGGGCUGCCAGCGUCUGCCCGAGGACCAACGCAAAAGGUGGCCCAGCUCAAGGACCUGCUGGACCAGACACUUAUGCUGGACCCGGCCAAGAGGAUCAGCAUCAACCAGGCCCUGCAGCACCCCUACAUCCAGGAGAAGAUCUUCUGACCACUUCGUACUGUAUCCACUCAGUCAUGCAUUGAUUGCUGCAACCAGUACUGAGUCCUUAGUUUGACUAUGGUUGGACCCCCAUCCCAUCUGGCACUGCUGAUGGAGAGGAAGUAGUAUUAUCUAUCUUCCCCUGUUUGACACACACACACACACACACACUCCCGUUUUUCAUCGAUCUUCUGGAUUGUGUAAAUAACCGUAGUAGGGCUCCAAGCAGAAUGCCUGCUGCAUAGCAUAUGUUCAGUUUCAGCCUACCUGCAAGUCAGAUAGUUCUGUCUCAUUAUAAGCCCUGGACAGUAAGCCACUCGAGUUGGACUCUUCAUCCAAUCAGAUCUUCCGUUUUUUGAUUGGCCCCUUGCAGGUGACUGAAGGUGGAUGAUAUUUUUUGCUGUAAAAAAAAACAAUGUGAAUUCUGAUUGGGUUAAGUAAAAUGUAAAUUCUGAUUAUUGGGGAGGGUUAGUCAAAUGUGAAUUCUGAUUGGGUUAGUCAAA
Oncorhynchus masou masou (cherry salmon) is the source of this 816-nucleotide messenger RNA. Its product is annotated as serine/threonine-protein kinase PRP4 homolog. NCBI's taxonomy places the organism in Eukaryota, Metazoa, Chordata, Actinopteri, Salmoniformes, Salmonidae. The transcript has 3 exons. The record is from RefSeq and is a predicted model, not a curated record. Bases 18 to 389 code for a protein of 123 amino acids.